This is a messenger RNA of Oreochromis niloticus (Nile tilapia), 1345 nucleotides long. RefSeq names its product NACHT, LRR and PYD domains-containing protein 1-like. The record is from RefSeq and is a predicted model, not a curated record. NCBI's taxonomy places the organism in Eukaryota, Metazoa, Chordata, Actinopteri, Cichliformes, Cichlidae. The transcript is spliced from 4 exons. The coding region runs from base 19 to 936 and encodes 305 amino acids.
ACCAACAGGAAGUCAGACAUGUUGAAGAACUUCCUAAAACCAAAAUCUUUGACCAAGAAGAUUUCAAGUCUUUUUGAUAACAGAGAUCUCCGAUCACUUGAGGUACUUUUGAGCAGAGUCAUGGCGAAAUCCCUCGAGAGUGAAAAUGGCCACCUGGACCUGUUUGUUCGCUUCCUUCAUGGCCUCUCUCUGGAGUCCAACCAGAGACUCUUAGGAGGUCUGCUGGGUCAGACAGAGAUCAGUCAGGAAACCAUUCAGGGUGUCAUCAACAACCUGAAGGAGAUGAACAGUGAUAAAAUCUCUCCUGACAGAAGCAUCAACAUCUUCCACUGUCUGAUGGAGAUGAACGACCUCUCAGUACAUCAGGAGAUCCAAGAGUUCCUGAAGUCAGAGAACAGAUCACAGAAGAAACUCUCUGAGAUCCAGUGCUCAGCUCUGGCCUUCAUGCUGCAGAUGUCAGAGGAGGUUCUGAAUGAGUUGGACCUGCAGAAGUACAACACAUCAUGGGGGGGACGACAGAGACUGAUUCCAGCUGUGAGGAACUGCAGAAAGGCUCGACUGACUCGGUGUCGACUCUCAGAGACUCACUGUGAAGUUUUGGCCUCAGCUAUGAAGUCCAACCCCUCCCAUCUGACAGAGCUGGACAUGAGUUGGAACAACCUGCAGGAUUCAGCAGUGAAGCUUCUGUGUGCUGGACUGGAGAGUCCAAACUGUCGACUGGAGACUCUGAGAUUGUGGAGCUGUGGUUUGUCAGAGAUCAGCUGUGAUUAUCUGGCAGCAGCGCUGAAGUCCAACCCCUCGUAUCCCAAAGUACUGGACCUGAGUGGAGACUACAACAAGCUGCAGGAUUCAGGAGUGAAGCAGCUGUGUGUUCUUCUGGAGAAUCCACGAUGUCGAUUUGAAACUCUGAGGAGAGGUGUACUGGCAGACGCAUGACACACACAGAUCAGACUAUUUCUGUGUUGCAGGUAUGGAGAUGUUCUUAUGUUUUAGAGAUGCAGUCUUUCAUUCAUUGUUUUUAUGGUACAGUGUUGUAUUGCCUGUUGCAUGGCAGUUAUUAAUAUGAUUGUACUGAAGUGUAAUGUUUGAAUUAUAAGCACUAGAAUAUUGGGUCCUGGUUAUUGAAUUGUAUUUAUCUGACUGUUUAUUUGUUUUUGAAUUAUUAUGUUUAUUGUUCUUAUAAGUUGUUUCUGAUGAUUUUUCAGUGACAUAUUAUUUAUUUUGUGCUUUUUGUUUUUCAGAGCUUAAGUUAAUGUUUUAAAACAAUUUGUUGUAUUUGAUUUAUUAUAUUAUUGUAGUGUUAAUGAAGCUGCAGUCACAGCUCCUUUCAGCAUGGCCGGAGGAG